Messenger RNA from Trichoderma citrinoviride, 378 nucleotides. RefSeq lists its product as hypothetical. Lineage: Eukaryota; Fungi; Ascomycota; Sordariomycetes; Hypocreales; Hypocreaceae. The transcript has a single exon. The record is from RefSeq and is a predicted model, not a curated record. Bases 1 to 378 code for a protein of 125 amino acids.
AUGUGGUUAACUAUUGAGAAGAUAGGCAAAAAAAAUGAAAUCACAUACAACAGCCGGUGUUCGCCAGUGGUCACCCACCUGACUACUAAUCUGCCUCUCAUUGGCUUGACUCUGGGAGAGCAGACGGGAUCCCGUAUUUUCCAAUGGAUAUGGUCGUAUGUGCUCUGUCUCACACCUAUUCAGCACUAUAACCACUUCUCCACAACAGCAGAGGGGAGCAAGAGGGCAAAAAAGAAAAGACAUACAACAGCCGGUGUUCGCUGGUGGUCACCCACCCAACUACUAAUCUGCCGGUUAGUGGCUUAUCUAUGGGGGAGCGGACGGGACCCCGAGUUUUCCACUACCUAUGGUCGUAUGUGCUUAAAGUUUGACUGCUAA